Molecule: messenger RNA, 2907 nt
Organism: Lethenteron reissneri (Far Eastern brook lamprey)
Lineage: Eukaryota; Metazoa; Chordata; Hyperoartia; Petromyzontiformes; Petromyzontidae
Product: glycogenin-1-like
Molecular function (GO): glycosyltransferase activity
Source: RefSeq, a predicted model, not a curated record
GGCGCUGUGGCAGCUUCCCUCUUCACUCGCGGUGCCACCAGCGGCAUCAGCAGCAACAUCAGCAGCGGCAUCAUCAGCAGCGGCAGCAGCAGCAGCGGCAGCAUCAGCAGCAUCAUCAGCAGCGGCAGUGGCAUCAGCGGCAGUGGCAUCAGCGGCAGCAUCAGCAGCAGCGGCGGCAGUGGCAUCACCCGCACUCCACACACUGUACCAGUGACACACACAUCACACGUGUCCGCACUGUACCAGUGACACACUGCAUGCACACACACACACACUGACACCUACACACACACACUGUGACACCUACACACACACACACUGUGACACCUACACACACACACACCGUGACCCCAACACACACACACACACACCGUGACCCCAACACACACACACACACUGUGACACACACACUGUGACACCUACACACACACACACUGUGACACCUACACACACACACACCGUGACCCCAACACACACACACACACCGUGACCCCAACACACGCACAGAGAGAGACAACGCGAUACAAGAAAGGACACCAUGGCUGACGAGGCGUUUGUGACGCUGGCGACCAACGACUCCUACGCCAAGGGGGCGCUGGUGCUGGCUCACUCGCUACGGCAGCAGGGCACCACGCGACAACUCGUCAUCCUGGUCACACCACACGUGUCGGCAGCCUACCGCUCUGCGCUGGGCGUGGCCUACGACCUGGUGCAGCCUGUGGACGUGAUGGACUCUGGCGACGCGGCCCACCUGGCCCUGAUGGAGCGCCCCGAGCUCGGGGUGACGCUCACCAAGAUCCACUGCUGGGCGCUCACCCAGUACACCAAGGCCGUCUUCAUGGACGCAGACACCCUGGCCGUGGCCCCGCUGGAUGACCUCUUUGAGCGCGAGGAGCUGUCGGCGGCUCCCGACCCCGGUUGGCCGGACUGCUUCAACUCGGGCCUCUUCGUGUUCCGCCCCUCGCUGGACACGUACGCACAGCUGCUGGAACUCGCUCGCUCCACCGGCAGCUUCGAUGGGGGUGACCAGGGCCUGCUGAACACGUUCUUCAGCGGCUGGGCCACGGAGAACAUCGACCGCCACCUCCCGUUCACCUACAACCUGAGCAUCGCGUCAGUGUACUCUUACCUGCCAGCCUACAAACGAUUUGGUGGCGAUGUCAAGGUGGUCCACUUCCUGGGUGCGGUGAAGCCCUGGCACUGCCGCUACGACUCCACGUCCGGCACCGUCUCCUCCUCCUCCUCGGACCUCACGCAGCAGCACCAGCAGCAGCAGCAGCUGCCCCACCAGCUGCCCCACCACGCCAACUUCCUGCAGCGCUGGUGGCAGCUGUUCCACGCCAGCGUGUUGCCCACGCUGCCCGCGGACGCCGCCGCUGCGGCCGUGGCGCAAGCGGCCGCCGGCGUAGAGGUUGGUGGUGACGCCGGUGGUGGCGCCGGUGAUGGCGCCGGUGGUGGCGGUGGUGUCGAUGGUGUCGGUGGUGGCGGCGGUGGCGGUGUCGGUGGUGGUUCUGCUGCUGGAGAGGUUUCGUCUCUGCAGUCGGCGCUGUCGGCGCUGGCCGUGGCUCCUGGCGCCGGCUCCUCGCAGCAGGAGCAGCAGCAGCAGCAGCAGCAGCAGGAGCACGAGGAGCGCAGGCGGAGGCAGCAGUGGGAGAGUGGACAGGCCGACUACCUGGGAGCGGACGCAUUCAAGCACAUCCAGCGCAAGCUCGACUCGCAGCUCAAGUGACGCGGCGGGGGCCAGGGUGGGGGAGGUGGGGGGGGAGGCCAUAGUGGGCCCAUAGUGGGCCCGUAGUUGGCCCUAUAGUUGGCCCUAUAGUUGGUCCUAUAGUUGGCCCUAUAGUGGGGUCAUAGUGGGGCCUACUUGGCCCUCUCGUCCAACUGGCUGACCGACCGCUCAUUUGUACACUCACUCGCUCACUCAACCAUUCACUCAACCACUCGCUCACUCACUCAACCACUCACUCAUUCAACUACUCACUCACUCAACCAUUCACUCACUCACUCUACCACUCACUCACUCAACCACUCACUCACUCAACCACUCACUCACUCAACCACUCACUCACUCAACCAUUCACUCAACUACUCACUCACUCACUCACUCUACCACUCACUCACUCAACCACUCACUCACUCAACCACUCACUCACUCAACCACUCGCUCACUCACUCAGCCACUCAUUCACUCACUCAACCACUCACUCACUCACUCAGCCACUCACUCACUCAACCACUCACCCACACGCUCACCCACCCACAUGCUCUCCCACUCUCCCAUCCACACGCUCACCCACCCACACUCACCCCCACAACCCCCUUGUGGUGCCACGUGGUACCACGCGGUGCCGCGUGGUGCCACGUGGACAUUCCACAUUCCCAUGGCGGGUGACAGUCUGUCCACGAUGCAUCCACCCACCACUGAAUGUUUACCCCGAAAUCAAGUGGUGCUGUGAAUCACGUGGUGAUGGUAGUGGUGGUGAUGGUGAUGGUGGUGAUGGUGAUGGUGGUGAUGGGCAUUAUGUUGGUGAUGGGCAUUAUGUUGGUGAAGUUGGCGAUGGUGAUUGUGGUUUUUAAUGGUAGCGAUUGUGGUGAUCAUGGUGAUGAUCUCCAUCAAGAUGAUGGCAAUGUUAAAGGUGAUAAUGAUGAUAAUGGUGGUGGUGGUUUGAACGCUGGAACCUCAACCGGACCCAUAUAGAGACCCAUAUAGAGACCCAUAUAGAGACCCAUAUAGAGACCCAUAUAGAGACCCAUAUAGAGACCCAUAUAGAGACCCAUAUAUAGACCCAUAUAGAGACCCAUAUAGAGACCCAUAUAGAGACCCAUAUAGAGACCCAUAUAGAGACCCAUAUAGAGACCCAUAUAGAGACCCAUAUAGAGACCCAUAUAGAGACCCAUAUAGAGACC